Molecule: messenger RNA, 360 nt
Organism: Plasmopara halstedii
Lineage: Eukaryota; Oomycota; Peronosporomycetes; Peronosporales; Peronosporaceae
Product: RxLR-like protein
Exons: 1
Coding region: 1-360 (119 amino acids)
Source: RefSeq, a predicted model, not a curated record
AUGCAGAUUCUUCAGACAUUAAUCGCCGCCGCCAUUGCCAUUGCUGCCAUAGUUAUCGUACUUGCAGAGCAGGAGGCCCAUCUCAGAGUGCGCGUGCAUGACAAGUUUUACGUGACUCCCCUCGGCAUGCAAUGUGCAUUUAACAAUUGUAUUGAUCCGAGCAUGUAUCCAUGCGCCAAAAGCACUUGCGUCCGUCUUAAUUACACGUACGGCAAGUGCACAAAGGACUCGUCGGACAAUCCCGAGCAGCAAGAUCUUGACGAUCCCAAGCUUUUGUGUCCAUAUCCAAACCCAUACAAUAGCAAGCUCGGCUCCUUAGACGAUGAUGAAGACGACGACAAUACCGAAAGUCAGAAGUAA